AUGGGUGGGGGGGGUAAUUAUUUUGUGGGGGGGGGGUGGGUGAAUGGGUAUAGGGAUGGGGGUGGAUUGGGGGGUGUGGGGGGGGUUGAAGAAGGGUUGGUAGGAGGGGGGGUAAGUGAGUGUAUUGUUGUAAUGGGGUGGGGUGGGGGGGGUGGGGGGGGGUUGGGGGGGGUUGGGUUUAUAGGGGGUGGGGUGGGGGUUGGGGUGUAG
Knipowitschia caucasica is the source of this 210-nucleotide messenger RNA. NCBI's taxonomy places the organism in Eukaryota, Metazoa, Chordata, Actinopteri, Gobiiformes, Gobiidae. The record is from the annotation of a GenBank genome assembly.